This is a messenger RNA of Nomia melanderi (Alkali bee), 1972 nucleotides long. RefSeq lists its product as uncharacterized. Gene Ontology annotation, molecular function: RNA polymerase II cis-regulatory region sequence-specific DNA binding; DNA-binding transcription factor activity, RNA polymerase II-specific. The record is from RefSeq and is a predicted model, not a curated record. Gene Ontology annotation, biological process: anatomical structure development; regulation of transcription by RNA polymerase II. Lineage: Eukaryota; Metazoa; Arthropoda; Insecta; Hymenoptera; Halictidae.
UCUCUGUUUGAUCCAUACGCGCCACGUCUCACUUUCUCGCUCUGUCUCCGCUACAGAAGCACCAAGCGGUGUACACGGACACGGUGCCGUACCCCGUUUACACCGGUUAUUUACUGUCGCGCUUCAUUGUCGCGUUUUACCCUCGAGUGGCUCUCUUCGGCGCGCGUGAAUGAACACCGAUCGUGUGGAUCACGUACCCCGCCGCCCUUCUUCGAGUAUCCUGCGCUCGCGUCCGCGAGCUAUCGCGAAUCCGCGCGAACAGUCCGAUCCCGCGUCGAUGAAGCGUCGCUCGACGGUGGUUGCACCGAUUUCUUACGCAGCGAAUCGGUGAAGUGACUCGCGGACCUCUCUCUCUCUCUCUCUUUUCCUUGAGUCAUCUUGAUCCUCGUUGUUGUUCCAUUGAGACGCUGUGAUUGUGAAGCCAGCAAAGAUGCUUGACACGUUCCACUGGAAAAUGUAAAGUUAAGGGAUGCCAGUGCACGGGGGAACACAGUGGUGCCGAGUUGGAAAAGUGUAGAGACCGCAGAGACUUGGAAUUUCGGAGGUACUCACGGCUCCAGUUGUCACCUGGAGGGUUCAUUGUUCGGUCAUACACGGAGUCGUUCGACUGUCGAAUCACGGAGGAACCGCGCUGCAUGUAGCCGUCGGCUGCAGGCUCGCACUUCUCGAUGGAUCCCCUGGUGCUAGAGAGCAACGCGUCCGAUUUGGGUGGCGACCAACAGCAACAGCAGCAGCAGUCUCAGCACCAACAACAACAGCAGCAACAGUACGGCGAGGUGAACCAGUUGGGGGGUGUGUUCGUGAACGGGCGGCCCUUGCCUAACGCUGUCAGAUUGCGAAUAGUGGAGCUCGCCCAGCUGGGCAUCAGGCCGUGCGACAUCUCGCGGCAACUGCGGGUCAGUCAUGGUUGUGUCAGCAAGAUCUUGGCCCGUUACCACGAGACUGGCAGCAUACUGCCGGGUGCGAUCGGCGGCAGUAAGCCCCGGGUGACAACCCCGAAGGUGGUCCAGUACAUCAAGCAGCUGAAGCUCAAGGACCCGGGGAUCUUCGCCUGGGAGAUCAGGGACCGACUGCUCUCCGACGGCGUCUGCGACAAGUACAACGUGCCCUCGGUGAGCAGCAUUUCCAGGAUAUUGAGGAACAAGGUCGGCGCGGCGACCGCGAUACACCAUCAUCCCCAUCAUCCGGCGCAUCAUCACCAUCAUCAUCAUUUAUACGCGGCCGCAGCGGCCGCGGGGGCCGCGCUUUGCCCUGUCCCUUACCCGCCGACGCCCUAUCACGCGACGCCGCCGCCUGUUACGCAUCACCAUCAUCAUCAUCACCAUCAAGUUGGGCCGACCACGCCGAGCAAGCUGUCGCCCUCGUCGCCGACCUCGAUCCACGCUGGCCAUCAGCCGACAACCACCGGCAGUCUUCAGUGGCCUAGUCCCCAUACAGUCCACGACAUUCUCGCGACAGGCUGCAACCUGACCAAUUCCCCGUCGUCUUCGUCGCCGACGUCGCCGCUCUGCGCGUCGGUGAACAACAGCCAUCAUCACCACGGCCAUCACCAUCAUCAGAGCAACGAGAACGUUGCUGCUAACCAUAACAAUAACAACAAUAACAACAACAACACCAGCAGCAACAACAACAAUAACAAUAACGAGGAGGAAGGUUACCAUCAUCCGCAUCACCAUCACCACCAUCAUCAGCAGUAUUACGCGUCCGCUCUUUACCAUCAUCAUCACCACCAUCAUCACACGGACUCCGUGACACCUGUAAUGACUGCGUCACCGGUGCUCGCCGUCCAGUCGAUCAUGAUGCAGUCCUCCGCAGCGAAUAGUCAACCUGCUAGUCCCUGUAAUUGAGACGAUUCGGUCAGGAGAAAGAGUUGAAAGUCAUUUGAAAAGUGAAACCGCGAGAAAAUGGGUUGCACCUCUUCGAAGGAAGAAGAUCGGAGGAGCACUGUGAGUGGUGCGAGUGAAACGACGAG